This is a messenger RNA of Xenopus laevis (African clawed frog), 2353 nucleotides long. It is a transcript of the gene nsrp1.L, whose product is annotated as nuclear speckle splicing regulatory protein 1 L homeolog. Gene Ontology annotation, biological process: regulation of alternative mRNA splicing, via spliceosome. The record is from RefSeq and is a predicted model, not a curated record. The transcript is spliced from 7 exons. NCBI's taxonomy places the organism in Eukaryota, Metazoa, Chordata, Amphibia, Anura, Pipidae. The coding region runs from base 119 to 1756 and encodes 545 amino acids.
CUAGCAUCUUCCGAUUACGUAACGCUGAGUUACGCCGCCUCUGCGCAUCACUCCAACAUGGUGGCUGCGUGACGCGUCACGGCGCUUACGUAACGCCGUGACGCCACGGUCUCGCGCGAUGAGACUUGUAGCGUCGCGAUUUUCUGUAAGACAGGAAGCAAGGAGAGAGGAAUUAGAGAUGUAUGGACUUAUUUUGCCCAAGAAACUUUUGCAGAAAAAUGUUGCUGGGCCAAAACAUUCAGCUUUCGCAGAUGAUUCUGAUGAAGAGACAUCUGUCGGAGAGAGCCUGCAGAAGGAAUCCUUAAAGAAACGUGUAAUGAAGCAGACCAAGCUUGAGAUCCAGAAAGCUCUGGAAGAAGACUCCACGGUGUAUGAGUAUGACAAUGUGUAUGAUGAUAUGCAGAAGAAGAAGGAGGAGGAAAAUGAAGCCAAACUUAUGGCAUCGAAGGAAAGAAAGCCCAAAUACAUCCAAAACCUGUUGAAGGCAGUGGAAGUUAGGAAGAAAGAGCAGGAGAAAAGAAUGGAAAAGAAAAUCCAGAAAGAACGGGAGAUGGAAGGGGAAGAGUUUCAGGAUAAGGAGGCAUUUGUUACAUCUGCGUACAAAAAAAGGUUGCAAGAAAAGGCAGAUGAAGAAGAGAGGGAAAGGAGGGAAGCUGCCUUGGAGGCAUCCCUAGAUGUCACCAAACAAAAGGAUCUCAGCGGCUUUUAUAGGCACCUUUUAAAUCAAACUGUGGGUGAGGAGGACAUGCCUGAAUGCAGCCUGCGUGAUGCUGGAAUGAAGGAGCAGACAAGCGGUAAUUCUGAUGAGCCCAGGCGAGAAAUGUGCAAUGAUGAAAAGAAGAUCUCAGGAGGCAGCGCAAAUAUGGAGGAUAAUAUAGAUGCUGAUAGUGAUUUGGGGAGUGAGUCAAGUGAGGAAGAGGCUUCAUCUGAGAAGAAAAAAGAGGCUACACCUGAGAAGAAAAAAGAGGCUACACCUGAGAAGAAAAAAGAGGCUACACCUGAAAAGAAGAAAGAGGCUUCAAAAAGCAAGGCAGACCACAAAAAGGAAUAUAACUCAAAAAAACAGUACAGACAAAGGCAUUCAAGUUCAUCCAGUGAGGAAAUGGAUGGCCAUAAACAUCAAAAGAAAAAAGAGAAAGAGCCUAGUAAUGAAAGUCGGUCAGAGAGAGACAGGUAUCAGAAAGAACAGGACUAUUACCCAAGAGAGAAGAAGGGAGAACAUGAAGAAAGGCACAGGCAUAGGGAACACAAAGACCGACACAGAAAUAGAGAUGAACAGGAUCACAGGGUCAGGGAUAGAGAUAGAAAAGAAACAGAAAACAGUUACAGAGAGUCACGUAGAGGGGACUAUGUGGACAAACACAGACAAAGGCACGAGAAAGAUGAUCGUUACGGUGAACAUGAAAGGGAUAGAGGAAAGAAUUACAAAGAUGCUGAGGAUGAAGGAAGGAGAAGAGAUCGAACAGAAAAGCACAGAGAGGAAAGAAGUGACCGACAAGAUAAAGACAAGAAACAGAAAGACAAGGAGAAGAGAAGCCCAUCAGUGUCAGACAGACGUGCAAAGGAGCACAGUGAGAGACAAGAGCCUAAACGUAAAGAUGAGGAGGAGACCCCGAAAGAAGAUUCCUCUUCAAGUACCAGCAAGUUUGCAAAGCGCAGCAAUGUGGAAACCGUGGUUUCUGCCAGAGAUCGCUAUCUUGCCAGACAGAUGUCACGGGCUGGUACCAAGGCCCAUGUAGAGAAAGAGGAGGACUAGCUAUUUACUCAUCAUACUUGACAUGAAUGAGGUUUUGGGUGUUAUUGCUAAAUUGGGAACUCCGCUGUUCAUUUGGCUGGACUAGACAUAGAUAAAGUGGAUUUUUGAGAUUUAAAUUACUGGUAUAUGUGUUAUAAUUCAAAUCUCAAUGUUCUGCUCAGAAAGCUCUUCAGGAACAACUUUGUUCCAGUCAUUGAAUGUUCUAGAGAGUGGAAGGGAGGAGAUUUGGUUUGCCUUUAAAUGCAUUUGCUGUGUUUGUUAUGAUGGGCAUAAUCGUGUAUAAGAUGCAUUUCUGCAUAAAGACGCCUGGCAUCAAGAAGGAGAAGCUGAUAAUCAAAGUGUGGAAUUAGAGUUUGCCACAAUGAAAUCCCGCCACACACUAUUCAUUCCUAUGGGAUUUAGAAGCGUAUUUAUCAAUGGGUGAAAGAGUUCACUAUUUGAUAAAAACACCUCUAAAAAUCACAAUAGGAAUGAAUGUGUGGCAGAAUUCACACUUUGAUAAAUCUUUACCUAAAUAUUGUCUCUUGCUAAGUUUUUUCUUUCUUGUUUUGUAAAACUGAUAAAUGAUCAUAAACAGGUAUGUGUUAAAAAUUGAAA